This is a messenger RNA of Stegostoma tigrinum, 7930 nucleotides long. RefSeq names its product peptide chain release factor 1-like, mitochondrial. The coding region runs from base 143 to 1501 and encodes 452 amino acids. The record is from RefSeq and is a predicted model, not a curated record. Lineage: Eukaryota; Metazoa; Chordata; Chondrichthyes; Orectolobiformes; Stegostomatidae. Gene Ontology annotation, molecular function: translation release factor activity. Gene Ontology annotation, biological process: translational termination. The transcript has 8 exons.
CAAGAUCAUCUGUUUUACUGAAGUUAGUUCAUUGAAGCCACCAGGGAAAACUUCCUUGUUCUUCUCCAUUGUGCGAUUGUAGAACAAGACUAUUAUUUGUCAACCGAGCCAUUGCAGAGACGGGCAGCCCUACAUACGGAACAUGCUGUUUGUGUGUCGGACUCUCCUCAUCGCUCUGAAUGCCACUGUCAGGCAAACACUCAGACUGAGCUGCCUUGUGAAACCUGCAUUCCCAUGCCCCAGGAGAUGUUUCUGCCAGAUUGUCCAACCUGGAUUUCGCUGGCCUCCCUCUGCCAUCCUCCUUGCUGGCACACCAAAGCAUGUGCGUGCCUACAUGGCCAGCACAGAAGUGGUGGAAAGACUCUUUGCGCAGAGCUCACUGCAAGACUACCUGAGGAAGCUGGAACAGGAGUAUGAGGAGUCUGUGCAGAGGCUUAAUGCCACUGAGGCUUCCCCAGGAGAAGUGGAGGGGGAAAGGACAAGGCUGCUCAGGAGGAGAGUGACUGAGCUGGAUCCGGUGGUAAUGGAACUUCAGCAGCUGAGGCUCAAAAUGCAGGAGUUGCAGGACAUUCAGGCACUGCUAAAAGAUGAGGAUAUUGAUUUGAAGAGACUUGCUGAAAGCGAAGAGUGUUCAUGUCUGGAAACCAUCCACACUCUAAAGUCCAAGAUAAUUUCACUCCUGAUCCCCCCUGAAGAAGCAGACAAUAAUGAUCUGAUUCUGGAAGUGACUGCAGGAGUCGGGGGACAGGAGGCCAUGUUGUUUACUGCCGAAAUGUUCAAAAUGUACCAGAACUACGCAUCCUACAAACACUGGCAGUUUGAAGUUCUGGAGUACUGCCAUAGUGAUCUUGGGGGUUUACGUCACGCUGUAGCUAGUGUGAGUGGCCCGGAGACCUACAAGCACAUGAAGUAUGAGGGGGGAGUGCACAGAGUUCAGCGGAUUCCCAAAACUGAAAAACAAGGCAGGACUCACACCAGCACGAUGACCGUGGCCAUCCUACCGCAGCCCACUGAGAUUGAUAUGACCAUCAACUCCAAGGAUCUGCGGAUAGAAACAAAACGUGCAAGUGGUGCUGGCGGUCAGCAUGUGAACACAACGGACAGUGCGGUGCGCAUUCUGCAUAUCCCAACAGGUGUAGCAGCUGAAUGCCAGCAGGAAAGGUCCCAGCUGACAAAUCGAGAAAAAGCAAUGCAGAUGCUGCGAGCGAAAUUAUACAGCAUGAAGCUGGAGGAGCAGAAUAACCAGAGACAAUAUGCUCGCAAGAUUCAGAUUGGGACCAAGGGAAGGUCGGAAAAAAUUCGGACAUACAACUUCCCUCAAGAUAGGAUUACAGAUCAUCGGAUUGGCAAGUCAUUUCAUGACUUGAGGACUUUCAUGAUGGGCGAGAAGCUCCUGGAUGAAAUGGUUGAAGAUCUGAAGGGCCUGGCGGACAGUGAAUCCCUCCUCGAGUUACUGGAACAGAGCGCAUCAAAGCAGCAAAAUGAACAAAGGCAUCAGUGAUGUCUCAGGGCUCUUUUUAAACUCUCAAUGAAAAGGUACCCCUUACAGUUUGAUUCAGGUCCAUGUAGAAUUCCAUUACCUUGACCUUCAGCUGUUUCUUUUGUCAUUUCAACAGUUUCCUGUAGUCAGUUCUGGAACUUCACAUCUAACAGCGCUGUUGGUGUAUAUUUCUUGUAUGGACUGCAGUGAUUCCAUUACUCUCAGCUAAUUGAGCACAAGGGAGAGGCAAUAAGUACCAGGCUUGUAAUCAAACAUAAGUGAAUCAAUAAAUAUUUGCCAGUGUUGACAAUUCUAAUAAAACCCUCUGAUGAAGGGUCUAGGCCCGAAACGUCAGCUUUUGUGCUCCUGAGAUGCUGCUUGGCCUGCUGUGUUCAUCCAGCCUCACAUUUUAUUAUCUUGGAUUCUCCAGCAUCUGCAGUUCCCAUUAUCUCUAAUAAAACUGGUGUCUGGUCUCCAGUCGACCACCUCCAUAACCCACAGAUGUGUAAGUUAGAUGGACUGGCCAUGCUAAAUUGCCCAUAGUGUCCAGGGAUGCACAGGCUAGGUGGAUUAGCUAAAGGAAAUGUAGGGUUACAGGGACAGGGUAAGGCAGUGGGUCUUGGUGGGAAGCUCUUCAUGUGGGUCAGUGUGAACUUGAUGAUGGGCUGAAUGGCCUGCUUCCACAGUGUAGGAAUUCUGUGGUAAACCCGUGCUCAUCUAAAAACCUGCUGCCAGAGUCCAGCUAUCAUCCCUGUGUCACUGACUUCCGUUAUUUCCUGAUCUGGCAAUGCUUCAUUUUUUUUUUAGAUCGUAGGGCGGCACGGUGGCUCAGUGGUUAGCACUGCAGCCUCACAGCGCCAGGGACCCGGGUUUGAUUCCAACCUUGGGCGACUGUCUGUGUGGAGUUUGCACAUUCUCCCCGUGUCUGCGUGGGUUUCCUCUGGGUGCUCCGAUUUCCUCCCACAGUCCAAAGAUGUGCGGGUUAGGUGGAUUGGCCAUGCUAAAUUGCCCAUAGUGUUCAGGGAUGUGUAGGUUAUAGGGGGAUGCUUCAAGGGGGCGGUGUGGACUUGUUGGGCCGAAGGGCAUGUUUCCAUGCUGUAGGGAAUCUAAUCUCAUCCUUGUUUUCAAAUCCCCUUUCUAUCUCUGUAAUCUCUUUUGUGGACCUCUGCAGUCUCUCCACUCCUCCAAUUCUGAUCUCCAUUUCUAUCCCAGUUUAAAUUGCAGCACUAUUGGUGGCUGUACCUUCGGUCACCCAGGCCCAGAAUUCCUGGAUUACCCUCCCGCUCCCCUAAAUCUCCUGGCUUUGCUUUUCUUCUUUUAAGGUGCUCCUUAAAUUUUCCCCUUUAAUCCAACUUUGUAUUCCUCUGUGGCUCCCAUCAAUCUUUCUGUGAUAACAAUCGCAAGUUGCUUUAGGAUGUAGUCCUGUAUUAAAGGCACUUAUAAAUCCAAGUUAUUUUUGAGGAUUUAAACAAACUAGGAGUAAAUAGCGCACCCUCUGGCUCCAUUAGGAUAAUGCAGCAAUUCAAGCCAGGAAGUACUAGGCUCCACGACUGACAUGCUGAGGUAGCAAAAAGAAGUUGCUGGAGAAACUCAAUAAGUCUGGCAGCAUCUGUGGAGAAUAAUCAGUUACCAUUCUGGAUCCAGUGACCCUUCAUCAGAACUGACUGUAGCUGGGAAAAAGCUAGCAGAUAUACUGGCGGUGGGGCCAGAAGGAGUCAUAGCAUUUCUACACCACAGAAACAGACCCAUCAGUCCAUGCUGACUAAGUUUCCCUAACUAACGUAACCCUACUUGCCUGCAUAUGGCCCACAUCCCUCCAAAUCUUUCCUAUUCAUGUACCUGUUUAAAUGUCUUUCAGAUAUUGUAACUGUAUUUGCAUCUGUCACUUCCUUUGACAGUUCAUUCCAUGUAUGAACCACCCUCUACAUGGAAAAGAGUUGCUCCACCGGUCCUUUAUAAAUCUUUCUUCUUUCAUCUAAAAAUAUUCCCCCUAGUUUUGAACUCCUGCACCCUAGGGAAAAGACCCCAUGCUAUUUGCGUUAGCUAUGCCCCUCUUGAUUUUGUAAAUCUCUCUAAGGCCACCCCUCACUUGUACAGAGGGAGGUGUCUCUUCUGUGCUAUGUUCUGAUCUGCCCUGGGUCUGGGACACCACAAUCUGCCUGAGAUGCUGCUGUGCCAUCUUAUAGAUUUGUGGAUGGCUCCUUGAUGUGAGGGAUGCCGGCGCGCGCGCGCACACACCCACACACAACCCUUGGUCAAAUGCCAUCAUCGGCUGUCCCUCCAGUUCAUGGAUAUGGCUACCCCAUCCCGUGGUCCUGCUACAGGUCUUUAUGUGAGUAAACAUGACGAUUCUUGACUCAUGGAUCUUUGGGCACAACGGGCAGGAAUUCCUGUGUCAUCAAAGAGCAUAACAAUGGUAAUUACUAUGAGUUCAGAUGAAAGAAUAAUGUUGUAUUGCCAUAGUCAUACCAAACCACAGGACUGCCUUUGAGACGGGUGACUGGUGGUGAUUAAACCUGAGGGCCACGAUGUCUCAGGCGACUGGAGAGGUUUGGAAGGAGAGUCCUUUGUGGUAACCUCAGCCAGUGAUGGGAAUUGAAUCCACACUGUUGGUAUUUCACUGCUUCGCAAAUCAACUAUGUGACCAACUGAGCUAAACCGACCCAAAUGAAAGAUUGAGCGCGUGGGAGAGGUAUCAGGAGAGAUCGGGAAACAAAACAGUAAUGUACCUGCACUUACAGUGAACUUGUAUGAACAUUUUUAGUAGCAGCUCAGUUGUAAUGGUGGAUAUUCAGCUAUCUCAAAGCCCAUUGAAGCAGAGUGGAAUCAAGCCAUUGUCAAUUCCAAGGGACUGCUAAAGAUUUUUUCUGGGUCUGUGUAAACCUGAAUGCAGAUAACGACCUUAAUCUACUUGAUAAGAGGUACAAAGGUAUGUGAAUUAAAGGUCAGAGGUAGGAUGUGGCUGAAUUUGAGCUUACUUCCUCAUCAAGUAAAUUGGCAGCUACCUUGGGAUGAGAAUCAUAGGGCAGGAAUAGACCACACGUCCCACUGUGCAGACUGUCCAUUUUGCAUUCUGUUCAAAUCAAUGAGAUAUCAGGCAUUAUCCAAGAAGGGGAAAGACUGGUGGAGCUGAUCAAUCAAUAGGAUUAGAAAAUAACUCCCCAACCUUUGCACCACACCCUCAGAAACCAGCACAGCUUGAUGUGAAGGAGAUAACAGGAACUGCAGAUGCUGGAGAAUCCGAGAUAACAAGGUAUAGAGCUGGAUGAACGCAGCAGGCCAAGCAGCAUCUUAGGAGCAGGAAAGCUGAUGUUUCGGGCCUAUUUGGUUUAUUUGAGGUGGUGAGGAGGAUGGUUUUGGCAGACAGAGUAGAUAUGCUUGUUUGCUUUAAGUAUCAAACUGUGCAGCCCAAGACAGAAUAGCUCAAAACUUACUUCUUUGUUAGUCAGUGUCAGGGAGGAGGGGAAGAUCUGACAGUGAUGCCUUUUAGAUCAGUAAGAAUGCUCAUGUUAAAUAAGUCAUGGAAGAGAGUCUACACACUGUUCCAUUCAUUACAACAGCAACUUUGCAUUGAUAGAAUCUCAAAGUAAAAUUCAGAACAGAAUGACAUGGAGCCAAGGACGGGUUAAGAGAAUUGAUUUGACAAAAGAGCUUGAGGAGAGGGUGGAAGAAUUUGGAAAUGGAUUUUCAGAAUAUGGGGCUGAGCCAGUUGAAGACAUCUCCAGCAUUUUGGGACUCACGUGAGGCCAGAGAUUUGAAUCUGAGAAAGAUAUUUUAGAGGGAACAAGCAAAAUACAGUCUAACAUCAGAGCAGAUUACAGACAAAAGGCAGAAGUGAGAGGAUUUUUAAAUGAUAUUGAAGAAUGCAGGCAUAUGUGUGGAUCAGCAAUGACACCAUGAUGAGUGAGUAGGUGUAGAUGUAUUGAAAUUCCCAAUAAGCUGGAAACUUAGGCAGAAAAAUGUAGAGCUAAUGGGACUUGUCUGUUGUUGGAGUAGGAUACUACCUUAUCAGUAUACGUUCAGUUGGAUGUUCGUCAAUCCUGGAAAUACUUUGAAGAAAGAAAGUAGCUUGAGUUAAGGAGAUUUGGGCAAUUCUAGAUCUUGGGGACAAUUGAAAGCAUGGCUGACAAUUAGUAGAGUAAUUAAAAAUCUAAAGAUGUUACAACUAAAGGAGCACAGAUUUCAGACAAUUAUGGGCUGAAGGACAUUAGAGACAGAGAAAGCUGAAGCCAUGGAGGGAUUGAAAACAAAGCUGAGAAUUUUGAUUCUGAUGUGUGUUUUAAUUUGGAAUGAGUGUAGAUUAGUGAGGGAUGUUAGUGAACAGAAUCCAGCAGCAGAUGCAUGGAGCGACCAUACAGUGCUCCAAAUAAGUCACCAUCCCGACUUGGAAAUGUUUUGCUGUUUCUUCACUGCUGCUGGGUUAAAAACACACCCUAACAGUAGUAUUACUAAUUAUGGUAACAAACGUGUGGAUGUGGGUUUCAGCAGAUGAGCAAAGUCAGGGGUGUGGUUGGAUCAUGUUGUGGGGAUGGAAAUAGGCUAUUUUAGUGAUGGAAUGGAUAUGGCAUCAGAAACGUACCAAGUAGGCAAAUGUGACACCAAGGUUUUAAACAGACUGAUUACGUUUCAGGAAAAAAAACAAAUAAAACAAAUGCAACUUAACAAGUCAAGCCAUAUUCUUGCACUCAUAUUUCUGAAGUUGAAUGUUUUAUUUUCUUUUCUGAUAAUAGGUCUGAUGGAUACUCGUGUCAUUUCAAUGGAUAAGUGCAGCAAAACAAAUAUCCCAGUUUACAGUCUUAGUAGGUGUCCCCUUAUGUGCAAUGUUUGAUCACAUCUCAAUUUGCUUAACUUACUGACAGUGUUAAUGGGAUGGAGACUUUUGGUACUUACCUGUCCUGAGGGCAAGCUGUCCUCCAAAUGCUGAAAUCACCAGACUACCCCGUUCAAAUUUGACCAUGGUUGCUCCGCCCGCCCAUGUUUUGGGAUUCAGCUUGCAAGCUCUGAGGAAGCGUCACUUGACCCAAAACUUUAGCGAUGAUUUCGGUCCACAAAUGCUGGCAGACCUGCUGAGCUUUUCCAUCAAUUUCUGUGUUUUGUUGCAAGGUUUGAGAUUGGCUUUCAGAUUGUCUGUCUGUGUCUUUGCAUUUAAGUUUGGGAUGCCCUAUGCUCACUUAGCUGGAGAGUACUGCCUUUGGAAUGUAAGAAUCCUACCUGUCACACCACAAACACAGAAAAACUGAGCUCUGAUGUGCAUAUUCUCCUUGCCCUUGUAUGCAGCUGUAUGAAGAUGUAUUAGCCAAAUUAUUCAUUUUAUAAUAUAAUUGAUUAUAUCUUGAACUUUUAAUUACUCUCUCUACAACAGCAACAAUGUUACACUUAGAAAGAACAAGCAGCUAAGAAUGGAGUUACCAAGUCUGCAACACUUUCAGAGAUGGCUCACGUCUCUUUGGUUUACGGGUGACAGAAUAUGCUGGACUUGAAUGUAAAGUCGGGAGCAACAGCCCUUUGCACUUCACAGAGAUUUCUUCUUUGAGGAUUGUGAAAUCGUGCAAAUCUUUACCACAGAGGGCAGUUGAGGCUGAGAUGAUAGACAAAUUUUGAAUCAGUAGGCAAACCAGGGAUUACAGUGAAAAAGCGAGAAAGUGGAGUUGAGUGGCAUUAAAUGGCACAGCAGACUCGCUGGGCUAAAUAGGUCACUACUGUUAUACCAUAAGACAGAAGUUUCGUUUGCAAACAAAAAUUAUUUAUUUGUUAUUUAAGGAACCAAGCUGAGUUGGUUCUGACACUGAUCCAUGUAUUGCAGAAUCACAACAUUCGAGUGGUGCAGAAGCUGGCUGCUUGGCCUGCAUAUUAACUUGGUGUCAAUCUCCUGCCUUUUAUCUGUAACCCUAUAAAUGGCGUCUAUUUAAAUAAUAAUUUAAAUAACCAUCCAUUACUCCCAUGAUUGCCUCAAUUGCCCCACCCCCAACACUUCAAGGCUGUGCAUUCCAAAUCCUAAGUACUCACUUCCUUUUCCCCCCUCAUCUCAAAUUUUCUUCUUUUGCAAAACACUUUAAAAAUGUGCCCUCUGGUUCUCAAUCUGUUUGCAAACAUAAAUUGUUUCUCCCUAUCUACUCUUUCCAGACCCCUGAUGAUUUUGAAAACUUCUAACAAAUUUCCUUUUAGCCUUCUCCUAAGGAAAACAGUCCCAAUUUCUCCGGUCUCUCCAUAACUGAAGUGUUGCACUCUUGGAAGCGUUCUCAUAAACUGCUUCUGAACUGUGUCCAAUGCAAUCACUUCUUUCUUAUAUUGUGGCAGCCAGAACUGUACGCAGUAGUCUAGGAGAGGUCUAACCAUUGUUUUAUAUAAAUGCAUCAUUACCUCCUGGUUCUUGUACUUUAUCUCCCUAUUUAUGAAGGUGAGAAUACCAUAUACUUUAUUACCAGUAACAUAUAUAUACUCGGGUCUCUC